Molecule: messenger RNA, 328 nt
Organism: Drosophila mauritiana
Lineage: Eukaryota; Metazoa; Arthropoda; Insecta; Diptera; Drosophilidae
Exons: 1
Coding region: 38-298 (86 amino acids)
Source: RefSeq, a predicted model, not a curated record
GUUUCCGAUCUCGGAUAUUUUCCUACCGCCCUUCAGAAUGGUGUGCCGCUUCAAUCCCUUUUACAUUGGACCAGCUCCACCCAGCUGCUGCACGGACUUGAAGUCCGAUUGCGAUUGCCCACCGUGCUCACCGGAUACAGGGUAUCAGGAGCCUCGACCCGUUCACGAGGAGUGCAACCCGGGUGUGUCGAAAAAGGAGACCAAGGAGAGCAAGUGCAAUCCUCCUUGCAAAGAAGCCCCCAAAAAGGAAAAGAAGGAGAAGAAGUCCGAGAAUAAAGAUGCCAAGAAAACUAAAUAAAAUUGAUUUUUGCUAGAAAUUGUUCUUAUU